Messenger RNA from Habropoda laboriosa, 658 nucleotides. Its product is annotated as ubiquitin-like protein 4A. Gene Ontology annotation, molecular function: protein binding. NCBI's taxonomy places the organism in Eukaryota, Metazoa, Arthropoda, Insecta, Hymenoptera, Apidae. The coding region runs from base 206 to 658 and encodes 150 amino acids. Gene Ontology annotation, biological process: post-translational protein targeting to endoplasmic reticulum membrane. The transcript is spliced from 3 exons. The record is from RefSeq and is a predicted model, not a curated record.
UGACUACCUGUGUGCAUGUGUACGCGUGUCCUCGGUAGAAAUAGUUGAUGACGCCGUGUGUUAGUAAUAUCGUGUGUCGCAAAAUAUAACCUCUCAAUAAAAUGCUCGAAUCUUUAUCAGUGUCGUUAAAGGUCUCGUUCUUUCGAAGAAUUUGAUUUUAUACGCUCGUGUCGAGUCACGGACGCUCCGUAGAGCGCAUCGCAACAUGAAAGUUAUCGUGAAGAAGCUUCAGGGGAAAGAAUGCGUUGUUGACAUUAUGCCCUCGGACACUGUCCUUCAGUUAAAACACAAAGUCAGUGACCUCUUGGGCAUAGAUGUUCCACAACAAACACUGUUGCUUACUGGCAAGACAUUAGCUGAUGAAAAUCCAUUGAGUUUCUAUCCAGGAAUCAAGGAUGGGAGUAAGUUAAAUCUCUUGGUAAUUAAAAAGACAGAAGAAGGAUCUAGCGAGGUAAAGGCUUCACAUAGCAAGUCUGGCACCCAGCUGUUGCGAGAUGAGAUCUCUAGAGUUCUGAGGCAUUAUUACACACAAUCAGAGACAGAGUCCAUAGUCAAUGAGGUGAUAAAAGACCUGAAAAAUAAAGUGAAUAACCUUAGUUAUGAUGACUUAGAAAGAUUAGCAACCGCACUGCUCCUGGACCAAGAAGAUAUAGCUUAA